Molecule: messenger RNA, 7532 nt
Organism: Lemur catta (Ring-tailed lemur)
Lineage: Eukaryota; Metazoa; Chordata; Mammalia; Primates; Lemuridae
Gene: DOP1B
Product: DOP1 leucine zipper like protein B
Exons: 39
Coding region: 174-7286 (2370 amino acids)
Biological process (GO): Golgi to endosome transport
Cellular component (GO): trans-Golgi network; endosome
Source: RefSeq, a predicted model, not a curated record
CGCUGGGGCUCGGGCGCGGCGCUUGCCCGGCUGUCCUGGCUCCCAUCCGCGCCGCAGCCCCCGCCCGCUGUCUCUCCCGCACCCCUGCGAGCUCCUCCACACCGCACGUGGGCGCGCCCGCCGAGAAGGGCCGCCGCCGCGGAUACUUUCUCAGCUGUCUGUGAGAAUGUAAGAUGGAUCCAGAGGAGCAGGAGCUGUUAAAUGAUUAUAGAUACAGAAAUUAUUCUUCAGUGAUUGAAAAGGCUUUAAGAAAUUUUGAAUCUUCAAGUGAAUGGGCGGAUCUCAUAUCUUCACUUGGCAAGCUCAACAAGGCUCUGCAGAGUAACCUGAGAUAUUCCCUGUUGCCCAGACGGCUUAUCAUCAGCAAGAGACUAGCUCAGUGUUUGCAUCCUGCUCUGCCCAGUGGCGUGCACUUAAAAGCACUAGAAACCUACGAGAUUAUCUUUAAGAUUGUGGGGACAAAAUGGCUGGCCAAGGACCUGUUCCUCUACAGCUGCGGGUUGUUCCCUCUCCUGGCACACGCGGCAAUGUCAGUGAGGCCCGUGCUGCUCGGCCUGUACGAGAAAUACUUCCUCCCGCUGCAGAAGCUGCUCCUGCCCAGUCUGCAGGCCUUUGUCGUGGGCCUGCUGCCCGGCCUCGAGGAGGGCUCCGAGAUCUAUGACAGGAAACCAAGGAAUCGGAGCAGUGGCUUUCCAUUUCCCAGCGGAGAAUCCACCUUCACAGUUACGUCCUCAGGAGGCAGAAUCUGUCUUGCUGCCAUUUUGAGCCUCGAGCCAUGCCCUGUGGCUGGUGCAGGAACAGACGCUUUGCUCCUAAGACUGUCGCUGGUGGUUGGCAAAGAGGUGUUUUACGCCGCGCUCUGGGGCAGCGUCCUGGUGAGCCCAUCCAUCCGCCUUCCCGCCUCGCUCUUCGUGGUGGGCCACAUCAACAGGAGCCACCCUGGCAAGGAGCAGAAGUACAUGCUGGGGACCGAUUACCAGCUCACGGUAAAAUCUUUAUGUGCUUCACUGUUGGAUUCAAAUGUUCUCGUGCAAAGAAAUAAUCUGGAAAUUGUUCUGUUUUUCUUCCCAUUUUAUACCUGUCUGGAUCCCGAUGAGAGAGCCAUCCCCCUCCUCAGAUCUGACAUCGUGCAUAUUCUCUCGGCCGCCACCCAGACCCUACUGAGAAGGGACAUGUCUCUGAACAGAAGACUCUAUGCAUGGUUACUAGGCUCAGAUAUUAAAGGAAAUACCAUUGUGCCGGAAUCUGAAAUCUCAAAUUCUUAUGAAGACCAAUCUUCUUAUUUUUUUGAAAAAUACUCCAAGGAUCUUUUAGUUGAGGGCCUGGCUGAGAUAUUGCAUCAGAAAUUCUUAGAUGCUGAUGUUGAGGAAUGCCAUCAUGCCUACCUGAAGCCUUUCCGCAUCCUUGUCAGUUUGCUUGACAAGCCAGAAAUAGGGCCUCAAGUGGUUGGGAAUUUGUUUCUCGAAGUCAUCAGGGCCUUUUACUCUUACUGUAGAGAUGCCCUUGGCUCUGAUCUUCAACUUAGCUACACUCAGAGUGGAAAUUCGCUGAUAAGUACAAUUAAAGAAAACAGAAAUGCCUCUGAGAUUGUUAAAACGGUGAAUCUGCUGAUCACUUCCCUAAGCACAGACUUUCUCUGGGAUUAUAUGAUGAGGUGCUUUGAGGAAUGCUUUAGACCAGUGAAGCAGACCACUGUUGUAAAAAGCGUCAGCCCUCCCCCAACAGUCUCUGAGCUCUGCACCCUCCUUGUGUUCCUUCUGGAUGUUAUUCCUUUGGAACUUUACUCCGAGGUGCAAACCCAGUAUCUCCCACAGGUGCUCAGCUGCCUGGUGCAGCCUCUUGCUGAGGAAAUGGAGGCCUUAAGUUUACCUGAACUCACUCAGGCCUUGAAGACGUGUUUCAAGGUGCUCAGCAAAGUCCAAAUGCCACCUUCCUACCUAGACACAGAGUCCACAAGUGGAACCCCGAGUCCAGUAAAAGGUGAAAAUGGCAAAAUAAUUUUGGAAACAAAGGUAGUGAUUCCGGGUGAUGAAGACACUUCCUUCCUGCCCCUGAAAUCCGAGGACAGUGGGAUUGGGCUCAGUGCCUCCUCGCCAGAGCUCUCUGAACACUUGAGGGUUCCUCGAGUCUCUCCUGAAAGAGACGAUGUUUGGAAGAAGGGUGGGAUCAUGCAGAGGACAUUUCUUUGCAUCCAAGAGCUAAUUGCCAACUUUGCCAGCAAGAACAUUUUUGGAGUACAGUUCACGGCAUCUGGAGAGGAAAGCAAGUCCGAAGAGCCUGCGGGGAAGAGGAACAAGGGUGGGACACAGAGCCUGGCGGUCGACAACUCCAGCACGAAGAACUCGUGGGAGGCCAAGCCCAUCACUGUGCCCCAGUUUAAGCAGAUGCUUUCAGACCUGUUCACAGCGCGAGGGUCUCCAUUUAAGACGAAAAGUUCAGAGUUACCAUCCUCUCUGCCCAAUAGCCCUGGCAGAAAAAAGGGGGAAGAAUGGGACGUUGACCAGGUGGUCAUUGACUUGGGGGGCUCCGGGAAGGACUGCAGGGAGGCCUUUGCUGCCGCCUGCCACCUGCUACUGGACUGCGCCACCUUCCCCGUCUACCUGUCCGAGGAGGAGACUGAGCAGCUGUGUGAAACGCUCUUCCAGCUUCCGGGAGCCAACGAUUCCAGUUUCCCGUCUUGGCUGAAAUCCCUUAUGACCAUUUGCUGCUGUGCGACUGACUGCUACCUCCAGAAUGUGGCCAUUUCCACUCUGCUGGAAGUGAUAAACCAUUCCCAAUCCCUCGCGCUUGUCAUCGAAGACAAGAUGAAACGCUAUAAAAGCUCUGGACACAACCCGUUUUUUGGCAAGCUGCAGAUGGUGACUGUUCCUCCCAUUGCCCCAGGGAUAUUGAAAGUCGUUGCAGAGAAAACAAACUUCUAUCAGAGGGUGGCUCGUGUGCUUUGGAACCAGCUGAACAAGGAGACCCGGGAACAUCACGUCACCUGUGUAGAACUGUUCUACCGGCUGCACUGCCUGGCCCCAACAGCCAACAUCUGCGAGGACAUCAUCUGCCACACCCUCCUGGACCCUGACAAGGGAACCAGGUUGGAAGCUCUGUUUAGAUUUUCCGUGAUCUGGCACCUGACGAGAGAGAUCCAAGGCAGUCGAGUGACAUCUCACAAUCGCUCCUUUGAUCGGUCCCUGUUCGUCGUGCUGGACAGCCUGGCCUGCGCAGACGGGGCCAUCAGCGCGGCGGCCCAGGGCUGGCUGGUGCGCGCUCUCUCCCUUGGGGACGUGGCACGCAUGCUUGAACCCGUGCUCCUGCUCCUUCUCCAGCCCAAAACCCAGAGAACCUCCAUCCAUUGCCUCAAGCAGGAGAACUCGGCCGAGGACUUGCAUCGUUGGUUUAACAGGAAGAAAACUUCUUUCAAGGAGACGUCUGGGGCGUCUGAGCCUCAAGAAGGCGGCUCCGAGGAGCACCUGCCCCUGAGCCAGUUCACCACGGUAGACCGUGAAGCCAUGUGGGCCGAGGUGGAGAAGGAGCCCGAGAAGUGCCCACGGAGAGGCGAGCUGAGUGACGAGGACCUGCCCUACUAUGUGGACCUUCCGGACAGGACGGCCCACAGCGGCCCAGACAGCAGUGAGCACACCGAGUCUGCGGACACGAGCUCUGGCCACACAGACAGCGAGAACACGUCCUCCUUUUCGUCCCCUUCCCACGACCCGCAGGAGCUGAGCAAUGAAGAGAACUGCUGUGCACCCAUCCCCCUGGGGGGCCGGGCAUACCCCAAGCGCUCGGCCUUGCUGGCGGCCUUCCAGUCGGAAAGCUUCAAGUCCAAUGCCAAGUUAAGCCUGGCACGGGCGGACUCGGACAAGACCCAGGCUUCAGAGUCGUUCUCCAGCGACGAGGAGGCCGACUUGGAGCUCCAGGCCCUCACCACGUCCCGGCUGCUGAAGCAGCGGCGGGAAAGGCAGGAGGCCAUCGAGGCCUUGUUCAAGCACAUCCUGCUCUACCUGCAGCCCUACGACUCUCGGCGGGUUCUCUAUGCCUUCUCGGUGUUGGAGGCCGUGCUCAAAACUAACCCUAAGGAGUUCAUCGAGGCCGUGUCCAAGACCAGCAUGGACACCAGCUCCACUGCGCACCUCAAUCUCAUCUCCAACCUCCUUGCUCGCCACCAGGAGGCCCUCAUCGGCCAGAGCUUCUACGGAAAGCUCCAGACCCAGUCCUCCAACAUGUGCCCCCACUCCCUGCUCCUCGAGCUCCUCACCUACCUGUGCCUGAGCUUCCUGCGCUCCUACUACCCUUGCUACCUGAAGGUCUCCCACCGGGACAUACUCGGCAACCGGGACGUGCAGGUCAAAAGUGUUGAGGUUUUGAUUCGGAUAAUGACACAGCUGGUCUCAGUGGCCAAGUCUUCUGAGGGGAAGAACGUGGAGUUCAUCCACAACCUGCUGCAGAGGUGCAAAGUUCAGGAGUUUGUCCUGCUCUCGCUGUCGGCGUCCAUGUACACGAGCCAGAAGCGCUACGGGCUGGCCACCGCCGACCGCGGCAGGGCGCUGCCCGAGGACAGCCUCUUUGAGGAGAGUCUCAUCAAUUUGGGUCAGGACCAGAUCUGGAGCGAGCACCCCCUGCAGAUCGAGCUGCUCAAGCUCCUGCAGGUGCUGAUUGUCUUGGAGCACCACCUGGGUCAGCUCCACGAGGAGGUGGAAAACCAGCCAGACCUGACCCGGGAGUGGCAGAAGGCCCUGAACUUCCAGCAGGCCAUCAGCGCCCUGCAGUACGUGCAGCCCCACCCGCUCACGUCCCAGGGCCUGCUGGUGUCCGCGGUGGUGAGGGGCCUGCAGCCUGCCUACGGCUACGGCAUGCACCCCGCCUGGGUGAGCUUGGUCACGCAUUCCUUGCCCUACUUUGGAAAGUCCCUGGGCUGGACAGUGACACCCUUUGUCGUCCAGAUUUGCAAAAACUUGGACGACCUGGUCAAGCAGUAUGAAAGCGAAUCCGUGAAGCUCUCCGUCAGCACAACCUCCAAGAGGGAAAACAUUUCUCCGGAUUAUCCACUUACUCUUUUGGAAGGUCUAACCACCAUUAGUCAUUUUUGUCUUUUGGAACAACCCAACCAAAACAAAAAGACCACUGCCGUAGGUGAUCCUACCAACUUGAGAAAUGCCAGGAAUGCCAUUUUGGAAGAGCUGCCUCGAAUUGUUAACACCAUGGCCCUGCUCUGGAAUGUUCUCAGGAAAGAGGAGACUCAAAAGAGACCCGUCGAUCUCCUGGGCGCCACCAAGGGAUCCUCUUCUGUUUACUUCAAAACCACGAAAACCAUAAGACAAAAAAUUUUAGACUUCUUAAACCCCUUGACAGCCCAUCUUGGAGUUCAGUUAACAGCGGCUGUCGCGGCAGUAUGGAGCAAAAAGAAGGCUCAGCGUCACAGCAAGACGAAGAUCGUCCCGGUGGCGAGCGCGUCCCAGCUGACCCUUGUCGACGUGAUCUGUGCGCUCAGCACUCUGCAGACCGACUCGCUGCUGCACCUGGUGAAAGAGGUGGUGAAGAGGCCACUGCAAAUCAAAGGGGACGAGGGGCCUACAGUGACAAGGAGAAGAAUGGUUAUUAGCAGCCCGGCCAGAGGUAGUAGCCAUGAAGUCCGUUGUCCUAAGUCAAAAUCCCAGAAAUCGCCCCUAGUGGAUAUUCCUGUGUUGCAGUUUUGCUAUACUUUCAUCCAAAGGCUCCCAAUACCAGCCUUGCAAGAGAACUUUCCUUCCUUAUUGGGAGUAUUGAAGGAAUCUGUACAGUUGAAUCUGGCUCCACCUGGAUAUUUUCUGCUUCUCAGCAUGCUGAAUGACUUCGUAACAAGAACUCCCAACCUCGAAAGCAAGAAGGAUCAGAAAGAUCUGCAGGAAGUCACUCAGAAAAUCCUAGAAGCUGUGGGGAACAUUGCUGGCUCUUCCUUGGAACAAACCAGCUGGCUGAGCAGAAACCUGGAAGUGAAGGCCCAGCCUCAAGCCUCUCUGGAAGAGUCUGAUGCUGAGGAAGAUCUGUACAAUGCUACUGCAGCUUCAGCAAUGGUGUCUGCUUCUGCCCCUUCGGUGUACAGUGUGCAAGCCCUCUCUCUCCUGGCAGAGGUUCUGGCUUCUCUCCUGGACAUGGUUUAUCGAAGUGACGAGAAAGAGAAAGCAGUGCCUUUAAUCUCCCGCUUGCUUUAUUAUGUUUUUCCUUACUUACGCAAUCACAGCGCUUACAACGCUCCCAGCUUCCGGGCGGGUGCCCAGCUGCUGAGCUCACUGAGCGGCUACGCCUACACCAAGCGAGCCUGGAAGAAGGAAGUCCUCGAACUGUUCAUGGACCCCACUUUCUUUCAGAUGGAUACUUCUUGCGUUCACUGGAAGUCCAUUAUUGACCAUCUUUUGACUCAUGAGAAAACAAUGUUUAAGGAUUUAAUGAACAUGCAGAGCAGUUCUUUAAAACUGUUUUCAAGUUUUGAGCAGAAAGCCAUGCUGUUAAAGCGCCAGGCUUUUGCUGUCUUCAGUGGAGAACUCGAUCAAUACCACCUUUACCUGCCACUGAUACAAGAACGUCUGACAGACAAUCUCAGAGUUGGACAGACACCCACAGUUGCUGCUCAGAUGUUUCUUUUUUUCAGAGUUUUGCUGCUAAGAAUAUCUCCUCAACAUUUGACUUCAUUGUGGCCAAUAAUGGUCUCUGCAUUGAUUCAGACAUUCGUAGAGCUUGAAGAAGAUCUGAAAGAGGAAGAUGAGUCAUUGAGGAACAGCAACAAAAUAAAGAGAAUGAAAGUAUCAGUUCCGGAUGGAAAUGGGCCCUCGCUGGGGGAGAUACCCCAGAGUGAACUCCUCUUGUAUUUAUCAGCUUGCAAGUUCUUGGACACAGCUCUUUCUUUUCCACCUGACAAGAUGCCUUUAUUUCAAAUUUAUAGAUGGGCAUUUGUUCCAGAAGUGGACACAGAAGAUCCUGCCUUCCUGUCAGAUCUCGAGGAGAAUCACCAAGAAUGCAAACCUCACACUGUCAGGAUUCUAGAACUUCUAAAAUUAAAAUAUGGGGAAAUCAGCAGCUCCGAUGAGAUCACCAUGAAGAGUGAAUUCCCUCUUCUGCGCCAGCAUUCUGUUUCCAGCAUUAGGCAGCUGAUGCCAUUCUUCAUGACUCUAAACUGUGCUUUUAAAGCCCAAAGGCAGCUGUCUGCUGAUACCUCAGGAGCUCCAUGGUUAGAGUUUCCUGCCACAGAAAGCUUAAAGGUCUUAAAACAACUGGAAGAAUGUGUCGAAUACGAUUUUUUGGAACAUCCGGAAUGUUAACCCUAUGAGAGAAUUUGUUUAAUUCAUAUAUUGGUACUUGAAUAAAAAUCAGGAUAUAUUCCAAACAAGAAAGGAGCCAGGAUAGUGCUUUUAAACACAUCGAUUUCAAUUUUGAAAGUAGAUUUCAGAUAAUUUUCUGUUCAGCAACAAAACACACCUCCCUAAAUGCCUUGUAAUAUAUUUGGAUCUGAUUCUCUGUUUCUUGCUCAAUUUAUGUAAUGAAAAUAAAGUUAAUGUAUCAUCUAA